GCCGCUUCGCCCCUCCCGGCGCGAGCGGCAGUGCCCGCUGUCCCGGGGUCCCCGCCCCGUCCCGCCUGCCGCCGCCGCCGCCAUCGCCAUGAAAUGCCACUACGAGGUGCUGGGCGUGAGGCGCGACGCCGCCGAGGAGGAGCUGAAGCGGGCGUACCGCCGGCUGGCGCUGCGCUGGCACCCGGAUAAAAACCUCGACAACGCGGAGGAGGCAGCGGAGCAGUUCAAGUUGAUCCAGGCGGCGUACGACGUGCUCAGCGACCCACAGGAACGGGCCUGGUAUGAUAGUCACAGGGAGGCUCUGCUGAAAGGAGGAGUUGAUGGAGACUAUCAAGAUGAUAGCUUGGAUCUGCUGCACUACUUCACUGUUAGCUGCUACUCUGGAUAUGGGGAUGAUGAAAAGGGAUUCUUUACAGUGUAUCGACAAGUUUUUGAGAAGAUUGCGAAGGAAGAGCUGGAAUAUAUGACAGAGGAAGAUAUUGAAGAAUUCCCUAUGUUUGGAUAUUCCCAUAGUGACUAUGAUACGGUAGUCCACCCUUUCUAUGCAUAUUGGCAGAGUUUCUGUACACAGAAAAACUUUGCUUGGAAAGAAGAGUAUGACACACGACAAGCCUCAAACCGCUGGGAGAAACGAGCUAUGGAAAAAGAGAACAAGAAAACGAGGGAGAAAGCAAGGAAAGAGAGGAAUGAGCUGAUCCGUCAGCUAGUAGCCUUUAUUCGUAAGAGGGAUAAAAGAGUACAGGCUCACAGAAAACUUGUGGAAGAACAAAAUGCAGAAAAAACUAGGAAAGCAGAAGAAUUUCGGAGGCAACAGAAGCUAAAACAAGCCAAGCUUGCUGAGCAGUACAAAGAGCAGAGCUGGGUAACUAUGUCAGAUCUGGAGAGAGAGCUGCAAGAGAUGGAGGCACAAUAUGAAAAGGAAUUUGGAGAUGGAUCAGGUGGUGAAGAUGCAUUAGAAGAACAGGAGACAAAAAGCAUUGAAGACAAACUGAAUGAUGAAACUGAAGAAGCUGAACUUGUUGAUGGUCUUUACUGCCCUGCUUGUGACAAAUUGUUAAAAACUGAGAAAGCCAUGAAGAAUCACGAGAAAUCAAAGAAGCAUCGAGAAAUGGUAUCGCUGUUACGACAGCACUUGGAAGAGGAGGAAGGGAAAUUUGAUGUGUCUUUAGAUGAUGCAGAUGGAAUACAGACCAAAGAGGAGGAAGAAACAGAAGACAUACCCAAACAGAAGCUCUCAAAGAAACAAAGGAAGAAGCAGAAAACAAUGAAGAGUUACGAGAACUCUUUUGAUCAAAGUGAUGAUGAAGAAACAGUUGAACAAAAGGAGGUGCCCAGCAUGGAGAAGGACAGUGGCUUAACAGAGGAGUUGGUAAAUGAUGGCCAAAGAUGUUCAGAGGACACAGGCAUUACAGAUGAUGUCAGCCAAGAGAAUGAAACAAAAAGUGAAGCAAAAAGCACUAAGCCUAAAGGGAAGAAAGCCAAGGAAGCAAAAAAGUCUCCUAAGGUGUCUUCAGAGAGCUCAACAAUGAAUGAAGGUGCUAUCCACUGUGUAACCUGCAACUGUACAUUUCCAUCCCGAAAUAAAUUGUUUGAUCACCUGAAAGUCACAGGACAUGCAAGAGCAACAACAAUACCAACUGUAAAUGGAGCUGUGAACACCAAAAACAAAAAAGAGAAACGUAAAAACAGAUAGAACUUUGCUGUAGUGACAGUCUUCAGAAUUGUACAUUAACACUCUGAAAAAACUGAAACAUGCACACUGCCUGUGUCUGGAGUUAAACAAAGAAGGCAAAUACCAAUGUAGGAAAAAAAUGAAGAUGCACAAAAGGAAUAUUGUAGGAAAAAUGUAGGAAAAAAAUGAAGAUGCACAAAAGGAAUAUUAUCUUGUGGAGGACUCUGUGCUUUCUUCUGUUUUUAAAAGCCUUCCUUUAAUCAUAGGAUGGUUUGGUGUCAGGGCAGAGGUGGAUGUUCCUUCCACCAGGCCACUUUGUCUUUGCUGUACCCUGAGCAGCUUUCACACCACAGGUGGGGAAAUAGUAAUUCAAAGCUACUCACCCUGUGUUCCUGUAGAACCUGCAUGGAUUAUUUCCACACAGACGAAAUAAUAAAUUAUUUUGGCAUGUG
Molecule: messenger RNA, 2124 nt
Organism: Zonotrichia leucophrys gambelii
Lineage: Eukaryota; Metazoa; Chordata; Aves; Passeriformes; Passerellidae
Gene: DNAJC21
Product: DnaJ heat shock protein family (Hsp40) member C21
Exons: 12
Coding region: 89-1693 (534 amino acids)
Cellular component (GO): cytoplasm
Molecular function (GO): nucleic acid binding; zinc ion binding
Source: RefSeq, a predicted model, not a curated record